CAGGUCCUCAAGGCCUGUCCCCCCACCCGACCCCGCCCCGCCACCUCCCAUCUGCCCUGUGGCGGCUUAUCGGGUAACCAGAGCCGGCAGCUUCAUCCACGUCUGAAACAGGAAGCCCCGGCCUGUGCAUGAGUCGCCACCGAGAGCCCGGGCCAGAGGAUGGAGGAGCAGCGGGCACUCGUGGCCGCCAAGGAUGGGGAUGUGGCGACAUUGGAGCAGCUGCUGGAGGCUGGCGCCCUGGGCCCGGGCAUCACCGAUGCUCUGGGGGCCGGCCUGGUUCACCAUGCCACCCGGGCUGGCCACCUGGACUGCGUCAAGUUCUUGGUGCAGCGGGCCCAGCUGCCCGGCAACCAGCGGGCCCACAACGGGGCCACCCCAGCGCAUGACGCCGCUGCCACGGGCAGCCUGGCCGAGCUGUGCUGGCUGGUCCGCGAGGGGGGCUGCGGUCUGCAGGACCAAGAUGCCUCGGGCGUCUCCCCGCUGCACCUGGCCGCCCGUUUUGGACAUCCAGUGCUGGUGGAGUGGCUGCUCCACGAGGGCCACUCGGCCACACUAGAGACCCGGGAGGGAGCCCUGCCACUGCACCAUGCCGCCGUCAGUGGGGACCUGACCUGCCUGAAGCUCCUGACAGCCGCGCAUGGCAGCAGCGUGAACCGGCGGACACACAGUGGCGCCUCCCCACUCUACCUGGCCUGCCAGGAGGGCCACCUGCACCUGGCCCAGUUCCUGGUGAAAGACUGUGGCGCUGACGUGCACCUUCCUGCUCUCGACGGCAUGAGCGCCCUGCACGCUGCCGCCGCCCGCGGCCACUACUCCCUCGUUGUCUGGCUGGUCACCUUCACCGACAUCGGACUCACCGCACGGGACAAUGAGGGGGCCACGGCCCUGCACUUUGCAGCCCGAGGCGGCCACACGCCCAUUCUAGACCGACUCCUGCUGAUGGGUGCCCCCGUCCUGAGAGACUCCUGGGGUGGGACCCCCCUCCACGACGCAGCAGAGAACGGGCAGAUGGAGUGCUGCCAGACCCUAGUCUCCCACCAUGUGGACCCCUCCCUGCGGGAUGAAGAUGGUUACACGGCGGCAGACCUGGCGGAGUACCACGGACACCGGGACUGUGCCCAGUACCUGCGGGAGGUGGCCCAGCCGGUGCCCCUGCUAAUGACGCCCCCACCACCACCGUUCCCCCCACCUCCACUGUUGGCCACGAGGCGCUCCCUGGAGGAUGGAAGAAGAGGAGGCCCAGGGCCGGGGAACCCCAGCCCCAUGUCCCUCAGCCCGGCCUGGCCUGGCCAUCCUUACCAGCCUCUUUCCAGGGAGCAGAUGACCAGCCCGGCCCCUCCGAGGAUCACCACCAGUGCCACGGCCGACCCCGAGGGGACAGAGACGGCGCUGGCGGGGGACACCUCAGAUGGCCUGGCCGCACUACAGCUGGAUGGGCUGCCCUCAGGCGACAUCGACGGGUUGGUGCCCACGCGGGAUGAGCGCGGCCAGCCCAUCCCCGAGUGGAAGCGGCAGGUGAUGGUGCGGAAGCUGCAGGCGCGCCUGGGCGCAGAGAGCUCCACAGAGGCCCAGGACAACGGUGGGUGCUCAGGCCCCACGGAGCAGGCGGCCUGGAGGUACUCACAGACUCACCAGGCCAUCCUGGGGCCCUUUGGGGAGCUGCUGACAGAGGAUGACCUGGUCUACCUGGAGAAGCAGAUUGCAGACCUGCAGCUUCGGCGCCGCUGUCAGGAGUAUGAGAGUGAGCUGGGCCGGUUGGCGGCUGAGCUGCAGGCCCUGCUGCCCGAGCCCCUGGUCAGCAUCACGGUCAACAGCCACUUCCUGCCCCGGGCACCCAGACUGGAGGUUGAGGAGGCCUCAACCCCAGCGGCUGAGCCCACAGGCUCUGCGGAGGCCUCGGAGGUGGCCCCCAGGGGGCAGCCCCUGCCCUUCUGGUGCAGCCACAUCUCCCGCCUGGUACGCAGCCUGUCCCUGCUGCUGAAGGGCGUGCAUGGGCUGGUACAGGGGGAUGAGAAGCCGGCCACCCGGCCCCUGCAGGACACCUGCAGGGAGGCCUCGGCCAGCCCCCCUCGGAGCGAGGCCCAGCGCCAGAUCCAGGAGUGGGGGGUGUCUGUGCGGACGCUGCGGGGCAACUUUGAGUCAGCCUCCGGCCCACUCUGUGGCUUCGACCCUGGCCCCUGCGAGCCGGGGGCCCAGCGCAGGCAGUGCCUGAGUGGCUGCUGGCCGGCCCUGCCUAAGCCCCACAGUGGCCUGGCUUCAGGGGAGCCCAGGCCUGGUGACACAAAGGAGGCCAGGGACUCCGGCAUCAGCUGCAAGGAGGUGCCAUCGGAGGCGGGCGCCGCAGCCGGCCCGGACCUGGCCAGCCUGCGCAAGGAGCGCAUCAUCAUGCUCUUCCUCAGCCACUGGAGGAGGUCGGCCUACACGCCGGCCCUCAAGACAGUGGCCUGCAGGACCCUAGGAGCCCGCCACGCGGGGUUGCGGGGCCAGGAGGCCGCCAGGAGCCCUGGGCCACCCUCCCCGCCCAGCGAGGGCCCCCGGCUGGGCCACCUGUGGCAGCAGCGCAGCACCAUCACCCACCUGCUGGGCAACUGGAAGGCCAUCAUGGCUCAUGUGCCCGCCCGGCAGCUGCGGCGGCUGAGCCGGCGGCCCCGCGGGGCCCUGUCCCCUGAGCAGUUCCUGCCCCACGUGGACGGGGCUCCCGUGCCCUACAGCAGCCUCUCGCUGGAUCUCUUCAUGCUGGGUUACUUCCAGCUGCUGGAGUGCGACCUGCCGGCCGAGGAGCGGAAGCUGCGCCACCUGCUCUGUUUCGAGGUCUUCGAGCACCUGGGCAUCCACGGCUGGGAGGCUGUGCGCGCCUUCCACAAGGCCGUGACCGACGAGGUGGCCGCCGGCCGCCGGGCCUGGACCGACGGCUUCGAGGACAUCAAAGCCCGCUUCUUUGGCUCCAGCCAGCGUCCCGCCUGGGAUACGGAGCCUGGCCGCAAGUCAGGCCUGACCCCGCUCGGGCCCCUGCCGCACGCCGCCGUCCCCUGCAGCGGCCCUGAGCCCACAGCAAAGCGGCCGGGGUCCCGCUCCCAGCAGAGCAGCUUCAACAGCGAGGACAUCUGCGGCUACAUCAACCGGAGCUUUGCCUUCUGGAAGGAGAAGGAAGCUGAGAUGUUCAACUUUGGAGAAUGACCCUACUGGCAGCCUGCUUUCCAGAAUGUGGUUUGGGGGUGACUUGGGGUUUCUGUUUUCUUUUCCUUGCUCACACCCUUGGUGGCCGGGUGAGCCGGGCAAGGCUGCCUCCAGUCCUGCUGGUUAUCGGAGGCUGCGGGACUGUUCUGUUGUGGCAUGGUUCUCCUCCCAGCCAGGACUCGGACUCCUUCUCACCACUGCACCCAGGAAGCCCCUUGGCAGGCUCUGAAGUGAGGCAAUGGGCCACCCCAGCCCAGGGCACCUCUGCCCAGCUGGCCCCCGAGACCUGGGAUGCUGCCUGUUUCCCGCUUGUCCUUCCCCAGUGCCACCAGUUACCUUGGUGUCCUGUCCCUCAGUUUCCGUGGUGCUGGUGGUCUCGGCCACAUCCACCUUUCAUGUGUGUCUGAGGUGGCCCCAGGCCCUGGUCCUGCCCCUGUUUCUCCUGCUGACCUUGGGCCACACCCCUUCACCUCCUGUCUGUGAAUUUGGGGGAGCUGGAGUGAUUCUGAGGACAGAUUCCAUGGGCAGGAGGCCUUCCUGCCAGGCCAUCCCUGCUGGUCACACACCGAUGCCUGCCAGGCCAGUGCCCCAGCCCAGGGUUCUCCAGAGGCCCUGCUCCCUCAAAGGAAGGCUCCCCAUGGGGCCCCUGUCCUCCAACCUGACCAGCCCCGGCCUAGUCGUGGGCCCCAGCAAGGCCGGAGAGCAGGGACGUGGGAGUAGCAGUGGCUGAGAGAGAGUCCCCCAGGCAGGGUGGCUGGCGCCCACUCUCAAAGGCUGCCGCACACAGAGGAGAAUGCCGGCAGGGGUGGGCAGCAGCCAGACCUCGGUGGGGUGUGGAUACUCCCUGAGGGCACCUGGGUGUCACCCACAGUACACCUCUUCACAGGGGCCUGGGUACUGGAGGGAGGGAUACAGGAAGGGAGAUGGAUUCCGUCCUCGGGGGCUCUGGGUACUGCUGCCGAGUAUCACUGGGCAUGGUGCUGGGCAUGGCUGGCAUAGGGUGUGGCUUGUCCCCAGCUUCUGAUGGCAGCCAGGAGAAUGGGUCAUCACCCAGGCUCUGGGGCUGAGGAGGGCGGGGCCCAAGCCCACAGGGACUUUGGAGGCGGGGCUCUGCAGCCGUGAGAUGGCCCAGCAGGGAGUGGCAGGGAGGGGCGGCUUCAGGAAUAUUCCUCCUGGCAUCCAGGCCCCCUGGGACAGAGGAGGGUGCAGUCAGGCGACAGGCUUGGCAGGGCUCCCCACCUCGCUCCUGGUUAUUGUCCAGGCAGAACCUGGAGGGCAGCGGGCAAGCUGUUGGAUGGAACAGAGAGACCCUCGCAGCUGACUAGGGCCCAAGGGGAGGGACACUCAAGAAGAUGUAAAAUUGGGAGGGGUGGUAUUGGCCAUUGGGGCAGGCAGGGCCGGGAAGGGAAGUAGCACUGGCCCCAGCCCUGAGCCAGUGGCUUUUCCCCAAGGGCCUACUCUGCAGCCGGCCCGCUCUGGCUUCCUCCACUGCUAAAGACCCUGCCGUAGAGCUGAAGCUGAACACGUGUUUGCUAAAUAGAUUCCCAUUCCUAGCCCA
Messenger RNA from Pongo pygmaeus (Bornean orangutan), 4735 nucleotides. It is a transcript of the gene ESPNL, whose product is annotated as espin like. The coding region runs from base 160 to 3177 and encodes 1005 amino acids. NCBI's taxonomy places the organism in Eukaryota, Metazoa, Chordata, Mammalia, Primates, Hominidae. Gene Ontology annotation, molecular function: actin filament binding. Gene Ontology annotation, biological process: actin filament bundle assembly. The transcript is spliced from 9 exons. Gene Ontology annotation, cellular component: cytoplasm. The record is from RefSeq and is a predicted model, not a curated record.